Messenger RNA from Peromyscus maniculatus bairdii (prairie deer mouse), 3444 nucleotides. The record is from RefSeq and is a predicted model, not a curated record. Lineage: Eukaryota; Metazoa; Chordata; Mammalia; Rodentia; Cricetidae.
UCCUGGAGGAGAUGCCAUGACGUUCACUUUCACAGCCCUGCUCUGUCUGGGUGAGAUGUGCAGAGGGGGAGGGGAUACUGUGGUCUAGGGUUGAUGCUGCUCCAAAGCCUAGGCACUGGCCCAUCAGGAAACCCUAGGGUCUCAGGAGGUUCUGCAGAGGGGAGGACCUGUUCAAGCUUCAGGGCCAAACCUCUUACAGGGAACUGUCUUCCAGGACUGACUCUGGGCCUCAGGAACCUUGUGCUGGCAGGCGCCCUAGCUAAGCCUAUCCUCACAGUUCAGCCAGACUCUGUGGUCUACAAGCAGACUACAGUGACCUUCUUCUGUGAGGGGACCACAGGAGCCAAAGAGUACAUACUCUAUAAAGAGAGAUCCCAGUAUCUACAGAGCACAGAGAUUCCACAGAAGCCUAAGAAGAAGGCAGAAUUCUCAAUCCCAAAAAUAGACCCCAAUCAAGCGGGGCGAUAUCAAUGUCGAUAUCAGACUCAUGAUGGAUGGUCAGAGUUCAGUGACUCCCUGGAGCUGGUGGUGACAGGAGUACACAGCAAACCCAGCCUGUCAGCCCUGCCCAGUCCUGUGGUGUCUGAGGGAGGACAUGUAACCCUCCAGUGUGUCUCAAAACAACGAUACCACAGGUUCAUUCUGACUGGGAAAGGAACACGGAAUAUCUCCCAAAUGCUGGAUUCAAAGUAUAACUACUCUAUUCAGUACUACCAGGCCCUGUACUCUGUCGGCCCUGUGACCUCCAGCCAAAGGUGGACAUUCCAAUGCUACAGCAAUUACGGGAGAAGCCCACUGCUGUGGUCAGAGCCUAGUGACCCCCUGGAGCUCCUGUUCUCAGGGACCCUCCACAAACCCAUCAUCAAGGCUGAGACAGGCUCUGUGGUCACCUCAGGAAGUCCCAUGACCAUCUGUUGUGAAGGGAGCCUGGAUGCAGAAAUAUAUGUUCUGCAUAAAGAAGGAAGCCAAAAACCCUGGGGCACACAGACCCCAGAGAAGCCUGAGAACAAGGCCAAGUUCUCCAUCCCUUCUGUGACAAAGCAACAUGGGGGACAAUAUCGCUGUUACUGUUACAGCUCAGCUGGCUGGUCAGAGCGCAGUGACACCCUGGAACUGGUGGUGACAGGAAUCUACCACAAAAAACCCAGACUGACAGCCCUGCCCAGCCCUGUGGUGACUUUAGGAGAGAACAUGACCCUACAGUGUGUCUCACAGGAGGGAUAUGAUGAACUCGUUCUCACCAAGGAAGAUCAGAAGUUCCUCAGCUCUCUGAACUCACAGUUUAUAUACAGUAUUAUACAGUACCAAGCCUUGUUCUCUAUAGAUCAUGUAACAUCAGACCAUGGAGGGACAUUCAGAUGUUAUGGUUACUACAACCAAACUCCACAUAUGUGGUCAGUACCCAGUGAACCCCUGGAAAUACACAUAACAGUUCUGUCCAAGAAGCCGUCCUUACUGACUCACCAAGGCCAGAUCCUGGACCCUGGGAAGAGCCUCACCCUGCAGUGUUGCUCUGACAUCAACUAUGACAGAUUUGCCCUGUACAAGUUAGGGGGAGCUGACUUCACCCAGAAUGGGGGCCAGUGGACCCAGAGUGGCCUCUCCUUGGCCAACUUCACACUGGGCCCUGUGAGCAGCUCUACUGGAGGCCAAUACAGAUGCUAUGGUGCACACAACCUCUCCUCUGAGUGGUCAGCCUCCAGUGACCCCCUGGACAUCCUGAUCACAGGACAGCGUCCCUUCAGUCCUUCCCUCUCAGUGAAGCCUAACUCCACAGUACACUCUGGAGACAACGUGACUCUGCUGUGUCAGUCACCAUACAAAGUGGACACUUUCAUUCUGUCCAAGGAGGGAGCAGCCCAACAACCCCAGCAACUAAAAUCAAAAUCUGAAGCUUGGGACUUCCAGGCAGAAUUCUCCAUGAGUGCUGUGACCUCUGCCCUCUCGGGCACCUACAGGUGCUAUGGAUCUCAAGACUCAUCUCCCUAUCUCUUGUCAUAUGGCAGUGACCCUGUGGAGCUCAUGGUCUCAGGAUCCAUUAGAGCCUCAAGCCCACCACCCUCAAGACCUAUGCCAACAGCUGCCUCAGAGAACCAGGAUCACACAGUGGAGAAUCUCAUCAGGAUGGGGAUGGCUGUCAUGAUCCUCAUAGUCAUUGGGAUUCUGGUCUUUGAGGGUUGGGGCAGCCAGAGACAGAUCCACCAUGCAGCUGAGAAGUAAUCAGAUGAGAAAGAAGUAAAUCUGUCAAGGUUCCGGAUUCUGAGAAUUAAAUCUGAUGAUUCAAGCUUUCUGUAAGAAAAUCCAUUUCUUAUGUCAGAGAAUUGUACAGGAUCCAAAUGUGAUUUGGAUGAAGAGGAAGAUGUGAGUGUUGUGGUGAGAUCAUUCCUCAGUCAAUUCAUGUCCCUCCGCCUGCUGUGGGCAUUUGCUGACUGAACCAACACUUCUGAAUCUAUAAAGUGAGGGUUUAUGCUGUCCCUUCAGACUGGCUUGUGUCCUCAUUUCUGUACAUUUUUUUUCUUUCCCUCCCUCUCAUGUGUCAUUUUCCAUUUUUAUACAUUGCCACAUUCUCCAUGACAGGAGGCACUGUCUAUUUGACAAAAACAAGGAAGGUGCCUCAAUACCAAAAUGAUGAGUAAAAUCAGAGCCAAGAAUUCAACUUAUUCUGUCUAUGAUGCCCCCAAAAACCAUCUCUGUGAUCCCCCAUCCUUUCAGUCUUCAAAACCUACUCUUCAUGGAGUUUCUUUUUAAAUAUAAAACAAAUAAUACCACACUGGUAGAAUAAGGAUUAUCAAGGUAGUGUAGACACAACAGAAAAAAGGUGUUUUCCUAACACAAUUUCUUGAUUUGUGGCAUUUGCUGACCACUCUAUAUAACCCCAUCAAAGACACCUUCACAACAGCAAUGUAACAUCACAGAUGUGAUGUUGAGAAAUUUGCAUGAAAUUUAUGUGUUUGUCAUAACAUUCCCCACUGCCUAUUUUUAUAUAUGCAAAAGAAAUUAGCAUGCUGAUGAACCAUCUCAGAAACUCCUUGCUAGGAUGAAUUAUCAUAAAAUGAUUCAUAAGUUCUACAUAGAAAAUUGUGUGUUAUCAUUCAAACAAUGAUAGAGGUGUUUAUUUUUCUCUCUCUUCUUUUUACCUCAAGUCUCAAGUACAAUGCUGGAAAUGUAUGAAGAGAGAAGAUUCUCUUACCUUCUUCAGGAUUUAAUGCAAAAUAUCUGCUUUCUCGCCAUUCAGUAUGAUGAUAACUUUGGUGUUUUGGCACAGAAAAUAAUUCUGACUCUGGAAGUUCUUUGUUCCUAAUUUUUUCUAAGUGUACAUGAUGAAUGGCUGUGGGAUAUUGACAAAUGCUAACUCUUCUUCAAAAGCUGUCCCCAUUAUGUAUGUUUUUAAUUGUAACCUUGUUACUAUCAUCAAUAUCAUAUGGUUUUGAACAUUGAAUGGGA